Messenger RNA from Punctularia strigosozonata HHB-11173 SS5, 994 nucleotides. RefSeq names its product NAD(P)-binding protein. Lineage: Eukaryota; Fungi; Basidiomycota; Agaricomycetes; Corticiales; Punctulariaceae. The record is from RefSeq and is a predicted model, not a curated record. Bases 45 to 944 code for a protein of 299 amino acids. The transcript has 2 exons. Gene Ontology annotation, molecular function: oxidoreductase activity.
AUCCCGCCUUCUCUCGCAUAACCGCGCAUAAAUCGAUAGCAACGAUGUCUGUGAACAAAGUCGCAGUUGCAGGCGCUACCGGCAACAUCGGCCAGGCUAUCACCGAGCAGCUAGUCGCCGCCAAGUUCGACGUCAUCGUCCUCUCGCGCUCCGAGAACCCCAGCAAGGUCCCCGCGGGCGUGGCCGUCCGCCAUGUGGACUACGACUCCGUCGAGUCGCUCACCGUCGCGCUCCAGGGCGUCGACGCGGUCGUCUCCGCCGUCGCGUUCGCCGGGAUCCUGGGACAGACCAAACUCGUCGACGCCGCCGUCGCCGCAGGCGUGAAGCGCUUCCUUCCGUCCGAGUACGGGAGCGACCUGCGCCACCCCGCCGCGCGCGCCCUCUCCGUCUUCGCGCCCAAGGCCAAGGUUGAAGACUACCUGGAGACGGUCAGCGCGGAGCACCCGGGCCUCACCUACACGUUCGUCAGCUCUGGACCGUUCCUCGACUGGACCCUCCGCGCUGGCAUCCUGCUCGGCGACGUCAAAGCGCGCAAGGCAGAGGUCUACGACGGCGGCCGCCUGCCGUUCAGCGCGACGACGCUUGCGGGCGUCGGUCGCGGCGUCGCCGCCGUACUGCGCCACCUGGAAGAGACGAAGAAUCGCACGGUUGCGUUGCAUGAGGCGGUCGUCAGUCAGGGCCAGAUCUUGGACAUCGCGAAGGAGCUCACGCCCGCAGAGGAGUGGACCGUCACGGAGAGCCAGUCGGCGGAUCUGAAGGCGAGGGCGGACGCGAAGCUCGCCAAGGGCGUUUUCGACAUGGAGGUCGCCAUCUCGCUCAUCAAAUGGUCGACGUUUUCCGAGGGGUUCGGGGACGUGCACUUGAAGGGGGUGGACAACGAUAUGCUCGGGAUCAGGCUGCUCUCGGAUGAGGAGCUGAAAGCUAUAGUGGCGUCUGCUUUGUAGACAUGGAUCUUGGUGUAUCUUGUUUUCUGAUAUAUGGAUGUUUGCUCAAC